Molecule: messenger RNA, 1031 nt
Organism: Triticum urartu
Lineage: Eukaryota; Viridiplantae; Streptophyta; Magnoliopsida; Poales; Poaceae
Product: RING-H2 finger protein ATL43-like
Source: RefSeq, a predicted model, not a curated record
UGGCGCCACCAGCUCGCACGCCCUGCACCGCUCGUACGCCGCGCCAGGCAACAACCUUUUCGUUUUCCCUCGAAUGGUUUGACCUGGGCGCGCCGGCCAUGACCGACACGAGAUGAUGGCGAUGCCGUCGUUGGCGUCCUUCACGCCGGCCGCCGACGUGUUGGGCGUGCCGCCCCCGCUGCCGCCGCCGCCGGGCGCGGACGUGUCCGUCAUCGUGGGCGUGCUCACGGGCGUCCUCCUGGGGCUCUUCCUCUUCCUCAUCUACGCCAAGCACUGCAGGCAACGCGGCGCCCGCGGCGCGGCCGGCCGCCUCGGCCUCGGGUUCCGGGCGUCGUCGACGUGCGACCGGUGCCGCUCCGGCCUGAGCCUCUCGGUCGUCGACGCGCUCCCGAUCGUCAGGUUCGGGGACAUGGGCGGCGCCGCGGCGGCCGCGCAGCCGGAGUGCGCGGUGUGCCUGGGCUCGUUCGACGCGGCCGCCGACGAGCUGCUCCGGGUGCUGCCCAAGUGCCGCCACGCGUUCCACGCGGGCUGCGUCGACACGUGGCUGGAGGCGCACUCGACGUGCCCCGUCUGCCGCCGCCGCGUCGGCAAGGAGGACGCGUUCGCCGUGAUCCCCAAGCUGGAGGCCGGCGCGGAUCACGGUGACGCGGAGUGGUAUCCGGCCCGCGAGGCGGAGAUGCAGAUCGUGGUGCGUCGACCGGCGUGACCAACCGAGGGAGCGGCAUUCCACGGAUGCAUUUCCGGGUCACCAUGCAUGAGAACCCGCACGGCACGGCAAGGAGGGUGCCUUCGCCGUGACCCCGAGCUCCACGCCGGUGAGGCUGAGCUGCAGAUUGUGGUGCACCGACCGGCGUGACUGGCCAAGGGACGGUGGUUGGCCACGAGGGGUUCGGUAGCCGUCACUGUGCGGUCUAGCUGACGGUCGUCAUUCGUUCAUGAUCUUGCUUCGUUGCACGCGCGGAAUGUUGCCGGCCGGCCGGCCGGAGGGAGCGGGCUUUUUGAUAGCUAUAUGUAUACUAGGCGGGCAUUCA